CUCCGUGCGUCUGAAGCCUCCAGAGCCAGCAAGCGGAUAGUUUUGGAGGUCGCAUGGCUUUGGUUGGGCUGCAGCUGCGGGCUGCCGUCUGUUCCUCGCUCUCCAGCCUUUCAUGGUCGCGGCUGACGGUCAGAAACUAUUCUGCCAAAAAACCGGCAGGGAAAGGCAAAGUGAAAGGUCUUUCCAAAGAAGAACUGAAAGGCCCUGAAAUAUGUAAGGACCCAAUUAAGCUCACCACUCAUGCUAUGGGGGUGAACAUCUACAAGGAAGGGACCGACGUAGUGCUGAAGCCAGACUCCGAGUAUCCUGAAUGGCUUUUCAAUAUGGAUCUAGGGCCCCCUAAGAAGUUGGAAGAACUGGACCCAGACUCUAUUCAAUACUGGCGUCUGCUCCGGAAAGAGAAUACAAAACUAGGAAAAAAGUAUUGGAAGACAAAGCCAUUUUGAGGCGAAUACUAAGACGUGAAACCAAAGCCAUCUCAGGAAGGGCUUGGGGUAUUAGGAAGUGGGAUUCUUUUUUUUUUUAAAUUAUUCUUAUUCUUCAAAUAAUGACCAAUAAAAAGCUCUACUCUCUAUGA
This is a messenger RNA of Protobothrops mucrosquamatus (brown spotted pit viper), 577 nucleotides long. It is a transcript of the gene MRPL54, whose product is annotated as mitochondrial ribosomal protein L54. Gene Ontology annotation, cellular component: mitochondrial large ribosomal subunit. The transcript has 3 exons. The record is from RefSeq and is a predicted model, not a curated record. Bases 54 to 446 code for a protein of 130 amino acids. NCBI's taxonomy places the organism in Eukaryota, Metazoa, Chordata, Lepidosauria, Squamata, Viperidae. Gene Ontology annotation, molecular function: structural constituent of ribosome.